This is a messenger RNA of Cyclocybe aegerita, 1335 nucleotides long. Lineage: Eukaryota; Fungi; Basidiomycota; Agaricomycetes; Agaricales; Hemipholiotaceae. The record is from the annotation of a GenBank genome assembly.
AUGUCGCGGAGUGGUGAUAGUCUAUCCAACAAUUCGCGAAACCGGGGUAGUUUCAACACGCACACCCGCCAGAUAAUCAACAUCUAUUCACCCAGCAGGGAUGGGAUAGAGCAGGCGCUCCGCGAACUUUCACCGUUCCGUUCGCAUGAGAUAGGUACCAUAGACGAGACCGACGCAGCUGAGGAGUCAACAUCCGACGACGAAGAGGAACCCUCUCUAUUCCGGAAGUCCUCUACCCCGCUCCAGGAUCAGGAGCCUUCGACGCCCACCCCCACAACCAACCAAACAUUUGCUGCUUCUAUAGCUCGACUGAGUGUCUCUGAUAACGCAAGCGAGCCCCAAAGCUCUAUCCUGGGUUAUUGGCUUAGAAAGCAGCCACUUUGCCCUUAUCUUACGAAGAUUGGGUCAGCACAAAACGAUGCCGGGACCUCCGCCCAGAGUUCCCUAUUUUCUGGCUUAGAAAGUGGAGGUGAACUGAGGGUCACUAACCUCUCGCAUGAGCGUGGCAUCCCACUUCCAAAAGACACUCCUCUCUACAUCUCCCAAUUCAUGAACACAUCGUUCAUGGAUUCGCAAAACUUGGUGUACCUCUGGAACGUCGCCUCAAACCUGGAAUGUCCAUGCUCGAGGGAGCCGAUCCGGAUGGACAUCGAGGUCGGCGAUCUUGGGGUUCUCGACAACCACGGCAGGUUUCAAGAAGGCAACUGGGCUCGACAUCUGAGAACACCACCUGGGUUCGAGCCCAUCCCGAUGGCCCUUGACUGGGUGUCCUCCACCCCCACAACACAUGAGCUCUUGGGAUUGGCGAACAAGGGAACGUUCAAACAGCACCCCGACGAUAGUGUUAUUCUUCGGAUAAAAUCUCGACCAGAUACAUCGCUCAGACACAAAGGCUCAGCCAUAUACGUCCCUCAAGGUGCAAGACACAAGUAUCUUCUCUUAGAAACGGGUCAAAGAGCCCUCGUGAAGAAUUACAUCCAGCUCCAUGCACCAUCAUGGUUCAGGUCCUCGAGCCCUGAUGGCUGGAUGCCUAACUCAGUGUUCCAACGGCCCGAUACCUUCAUUGUUGUUCUCCAGACUCUCAAAGCUAACAGCUGGGCGUACCUCUCAAGCCGGACCAAAUUCCGACGGUUGGUGAGCCUUACAGCAGUACUGAAGAAGCCUGACCAGCGGCAAGACAUCUUCGAUUGGAGGUACGACAUCAACAUGUGGCCAAACUCAGGCCCCGGCAAGGAUUAUCUCGACGCCGACGGAAAGGCAGUGGGAGCCGGAGCAGACGGAUCGUUGGAGGUUCAAUUCUCUGGCGUCUUUCGCAACUGCCUUGUCCAGGAGUAG